AUGUUUACUGCUCAACCCAGGAAAAUUAGAAAUUACGCAACCUCUGCGUGUGAACGAUGUAAAAUGGCAAAAAAAAAAUGCACUGGCAAGUGCCCAUGUGAUAAUUGCGUUAUUCGAGACGCUGAAUGUAUAUUCAGUGAAAAAAAAAAGCGAGGUCCGAAGUCUAGAAGCCAGCAGAGGACUGAGACAACCUCAGAGUCUUCUAAACAUGAUAAUGAUUUACAUGUCAAUAUGAAUGUUACCUCUUUUCAAGAACCAGAAUUAUAUUCUGGUUUGCAAUUCGAUAUUACUCCGUUAAUGUUACCAUCGCUUACCGAUUUUCCUAAUAACAAUAUCAGCGCGGCUGGUGUAUCGACAAUUUUUUCGGAAUAUGAAAAUACUCAUCAGCACUUUAUAGGAUAUAAAGAUCAAAAUUUAUCGUUUUGCAACUAUUCUGAUUCAUGCAUUAACAUAUCGGAAAACGUUAGCAUACCGGAAAACGUCAUUAGUAAUACUUUUCUAAAUGAAAAUUGGAUGAAUUGUUUGUACGGAAAUAAUUUUUUCUAA
Messenger RNA from Dentiscutata erythropus, 546 nucleotides. NCBI's taxonomy places the organism in Eukaryota, Fungi, Glomeromycota, Glomeromycetes, Diversisporales, Gigasporaceae. The record is from the annotation of a GenBank genome assembly.